AUGUUCAGCUACUUCUCCUCUUCGGCCCCGGCGGAUCCCAACGCUCCCAACUUCCAUCCCGUGUCGGAACGCUAUGACGUUCAAGACCUUUUCGGCGAGCUGGAGCCCAAAGAUCUCGAGCUGCAAUGCCAGGGAAGUGGCUUCGUCACCGAGACGCAGACUUUCUACCACCUCCUGGAGGAUGGCACUUUCCUCACGUUUCAACUAAUCCACUCAUCUGUUGGUCUCUGGUACCCUCAAAUCCAGUUCACGUGCAAGACCUUCAAUCCCCGCACGAAGGAGAAAACGUGGAAAUCUGUCAACAUCUCGCAUUUUGUGUGCCCUCCCCCCGGGCUCGACAAGCGAUCGAGCAAAGCCGAUCAGUUCUCGAUUACUCACAAGCCCUCGCCCAGCGGCGACAACGCCGAGGGGUACACCAUCACCGCCAACCUGGCCGAUGACCUCCAACUAUCGCUUGAUGUGACGCGGCCAGCGUCCACCCCCGGGUUCAAAGUGGGCAAGGGACCUAAGGGAGGAUACUCGUACUUCGGCUAUGACCCGGAGAAGGCGGACGGAUAUGUCAUCCACCGCUUUUGGCCCCUCACCCACGCGGCGGGCACGUUGAUCACGAAGGGUCAGGCCAUCCCCGUGAAAGGACCGGGCAUGUUCGUGCACGCUAUUCAGGGCAUGCGCCCCAAUCUGGUGGCCUCACGAUGGAACUUCGCAUACUUCGAGAGUGCCGAACAGGGCGGCGUGACUGCGGUACAGAUGGACUUUACGACGCUGGACACCCACGGACGUAAGGGCCCUGGAUCCGGAGGCGUAACCGUCAGCGUUGGCGGCGUGGUGCUCGGUGGCAAGUUGGCAUCGGUGACGACGGAGACGAGAUGGCCGGACGAGCCCCUGCCCGAGUCCACUUCCGUCAUCUCGCGAGCCAUCCAUCUGCAACCGACGAAGGACGCGGAGACGGGAUACGACCUGCCCACUGAGAUCGAAUACAAGUGGGCGGCCCCAUCCAUCGUUGCCGAUGCGCCCGGCGAGGUGAAUGCAUCACUGCGCAUCGCUGUCGGCGGCCCGAGCGAGGCGAGCGGUUUGGUUGAGAAGGUCGACGUUCUCGGCGAGAUACCCUACGCUCUCAAGAUGGCGGUCAACUACGUGGCAGGUACCAAGCCGUACAUUUACCAGUGGCUGAACCCGGCGACGCUCGUGGUCAAAGGUCCGGACUCCUUGAUCCCUGGCUUAUCCGCAGGUUUGGAAGUGCAAGGGCGGCUCUACAACGAAGCUACCUUCAUCUCGUAGAUGCGGGUCCGCGCGCAUAGCAUAGUCUCAUUAAAUCUGUACCAUACGAUACCAGCUUAGGCAGAUAGCGCCACGGAUUUCUGGUUAGGUUCUAA
Messenger RNA from Punctularia strigosozonata HHB-11173 SS5, 1373 nucleotides. Its product is annotated as survival factor 1. NCBI's taxonomy places the organism in Eukaryota, Fungi, Basidiomycota, Agaricomycetes, Corticiales, Punctulariaceae. The coding region runs from base 1 to 1278 and encodes 425 amino acids. The record is from RefSeq and is a predicted model, not a curated record. Gene Ontology annotation, biological process: response to oxidative stress. Gene Ontology annotation, cellular component: cytoplasm. The transcript has 4 exons.